AUGGAAGUCAUUCGACCCCCACCUGCACCGGGAGAGCCAGGUGCUCCAGCUGGCUGGAUCGGCGACUGCAUCUGGGUGUCCAUCCGGCUGAACUCCACACUGCGCCUCUACCUCGCCCACACGCACCAGGACCUGCAGGAUGUGGACAUCGAACCCUACGUCAGCAAGAUGCUGGCCGUCGUCCUGCACCGAGGCCAGCUCCUGGGGCUCCGGGCCAACAAGACGUCCCCCACGUCGGGCGAGGGGAGCCGGCCGGGGGGCGUCAUCCACGUGUACGGGGACGACGGCAGCAGCUUCAUCCCCUACUGCUCCAUGGCCCAGGCCCAGCUCUGCUUCCACGGACACCGUGACGCCGUCAAGUUCUUCGUCUCUGUGCCGGGAAACGUCCUCGCCACCCUCAACGGGAGCGUCCUGGACAGCCCCUCGGAGACCCCCGGCUCGGCCGCCUCCGCCACCGAGACCACCGAGGGCCAGAAGCUGAAGAACGCGCUGGUGCUCAGCGGUGGCGAAGGCUACAUCGACUUCCGGAUCGGUGACGGGGAAGACGACGAGACGGAGGAGGGCGGCGGGGACGCCGCUCAGGUGAAGCCUGUGCUCUCCAAAGCCGAGCGGAGCCACAUCAUCGUCUGGCAGGUGUCCUAUGUCCCCGAGUGACCCCCACCCCCACCCCUCCGCCCCCUCCUCACCUUCUCCUCCCUCCCUCCUCCUCCUCCCACUGCUGCUGCCGCCGCCUGAAUGCCCAGCUGGCCACAUGUUGUACAUACCAAUCCCCUCCCUCUCUCCCUCCCACCCACUGGGGGCAGGGACCAGGCCCCCCACCCCCCCACCCCCGGGGCCAUCACGGGGCAAAGGGAAGAGCCUGUCCCCGCGGCGCCGGGGGCGGGGGGCUCACAGCCCCGGCCCCAGGUACGGGCAUCUGGUGCCCAGGCCAUGCCCUGCACGGCACCACCCCCACCCCUCAGUGGAAAUCCCCCCGCCCCUGCCAGCCCGGGGCCCUAGCCUUAAAAUGCCCAACUUACCCAUCAGUCCUCCCCGCUGCGGCCAUCGACGUGGUUGUCUGCGGUGGGGGGCGGCCCCCUCCCCCGGGCCCUCCAUCGAGCCCCCGCCUGGUCCCGGCUCUCCCGAUGGGGCCGGAUUCCGGCCGAUCCCCAGUUUCCAUCCGCCCCCAGGCUGGGGAGAGGAAGAGAAGCCUGGACCGGUCCUGGGGGGGGCCGGGGCUGGGGAGAGAGACCCGAACUCCCAGCUUCCCCCCAGCCCCGGCCCAUCCAUCCGUCCCGGGCUGGGGGCCGCCGAGGGGAUGGGCCGCAAGCCCCCACCCCCGCUUACAGCGGAAAUGGCUGGAGCGGUGGGCCCUCCUGGGCGCCCCCCAAAACCCCCAUUAC
Messenger RNA from Tachyglossus aculeatus (Australian echidna), 1382 nucleotides. Its product is annotated as C-Jun-amino-terminal kinase-interacting protein 3-like. Gene Ontology annotation, biological process: vesicle-mediated transport. Gene Ontology annotation, molecular function: JUN kinase binding; signaling receptor complex adaptor activity; MAP kinase scaffold activity. The record is from RefSeq and is a predicted model, not a curated record. The coding region runs from base 1 to 654 and encodes 217 amino acids. Gene Ontology annotation, cellular component: cytoplasm. NCBI's taxonomy places the organism in Eukaryota, Metazoa, Chordata, Mammalia, Monotremata, Tachyglossidae. The transcript is spliced from 6 exons.